AUGGAUUUAUAUGAGCAAGCAUGUGUUAAUGAUUCCAAAAAGGGUCUAGAAGUUGCAAUUCGAAUUGGUUUUCCUGUAAUGAUUAAAGCUUCAGAAGGUGGUGGUGGUAAAGGAAUACGAAAAUCUACAAGUCGAGAUGAUUUUGAAAAUCUUUUUCGACAAGUUCAAAUGGAAGUACGAGGUUCACCUAUAUUUCUAAUGAAAUAUGCUGAUAGUUGUCGACAUUUGGAAGUACAAAUUCUUGCUGAUCAAAGUGGACAAGCUAUAUCAUUAUUUGGUCGAGAUUGUUCAAUACAAAGACGUCAUCAAAAAAUUAUUGAAGAAGCACCAGCUGUUAUAGCACCAUCUGAAGUUCUUGAAAAAAUGGAAAAAGCAGCUGUACGUUUAGCAAAAAUGGUUGGUUAUGUUAGUGCUGGUACAGUUGAAUAUUUAUAUAAUCCAAAUGAUCAAACAUUUUUCUUUCUUGAACUUAACCCUCGAUUACAAGUUGAACAUCCUUGUACAGAAUUGAUUACUGAUGUUAAUUUACCUGCAUGUCAAUUACAGGUUGAACAACGUGACGAUGAUGAUGAUGGUAUGAGAAAAGAUGAAUCCAUUUGA
Messenger RNA from Rotaria sp. Silwood1, 600 nucleotides. Lineage: Eukaryota; Metazoa; Rotifera; Eurotatoria; Philodinida; Philodinidae. The record is from the annotation of a GenBank genome assembly.